AUGACCACUGGAUCUACGCUUAAGGCCGUGGAUUUCUUCCAACAAGCUUACGACUACUUGCCACCUCAACCAUCGCGUUUCAAGGCCAUUAUUUUGCAAAAUAUUGGCACUGCACAAGCAAUUAUGAGAAGAUGCGACCUGGCGAAUUCUGCACUUACAGAAGCUAUUGAGAUGCACAGAAUGACAGGAAACCAACGCGGAAUUGCGGAAACAGCCAAUAAUUUGGGUUAUGUCUGUGCAAUGCGAAAGAAAUGGUAUGAAUCCAGGUGGAACUACGUGUUGUCAAGGCAAGCUGCGUUAAAAGUCGGAUUGCAGCAUAUUGUGGAACAGACCAACAAAGCAAUCCAAAUGAUAGACAGAUGUCAAGUUACCAGCAGCGGAUACAAGGGGCUAAAAUUCAGACCAGCAACCGUGUCAUAUUACGGUGAUGCCAGUAACACCCCAUUAAAACAGUGUGUGGCAAUUUCCUCCCAAAGAGUAGUGGAAGGUUAUGCAUUCGAACUUUUCUCGACCCCGGCCCUAAAAUUUGUAUAA
Messenger RNA from Echinostoma caproni, 534 nucleotides. The record is from the annotation of a GenBank genome assembly. Lineage: Eukaryota; Metazoa; Platyhelminthes; Trematoda; Plagiorchiida; Echinostomatidae.